AUGUGUAAUGAUGCUUUAAACAGCUAUGCAUGUACGUGCAGAGAUGGGUUUACUGGCCGUAACUGCGAAGAUGAUAUUGACGAAUGCCAAAGUGAUCCAUGUUUAAAUGGAGGAAAUUGUACUGAUAGAGUGAAUGGGUUUACAUGCGAUUGCAUUCCUGGAUUUACUGGUACUAAAUGUGAAACAGAUGUAGACGAAUGUGCAGGCAAUCCUUGUCUAAAUAGUGCAGUAUGUAUUGAUGCUGUAAACAAAUACACAUGUGCAUGUAACUCUUCACAAAAUUCUCGAAAAAGAGACCCUUGUCCUAUUGGUUUCAGUGGGCAAAAGUGUGACAAACGUGGAAGUUUGUACACGGGAUUGAUCAAAAUAAAUGGGACUUUUGACAAUAGUUUGACAAACAAAUCCUCGAAGGAGUAUCUCGACCUUAUUGAUAAGUUCGUUUGUGCGGUUGGCCAGGGAUAUGAACGUGGAACCCUCGGUGAUAAAUACAUUCCGUCCAUUAUUGUGAAAAUAAUAAGUUACGGGUCCAUUGCGGUUGGAUACUAUAUUUCCUUGGCCCCAUUGUCAACUAAGGAUGAUAACCCGCCAUCUCCAGAUGCGUCUUCGUUUGACCUUGAAGCCGCCAACCAAUACGGAGAGCUCAAUCUUGUGUCUUCAGAUCCUCUAGAAGACUUAGACGAGUGUUCAAUGCCUACCAACAAUGAUUGCCACGUGAAUGCCACGUGUUCGAACACAAUUGGCUCAUACACGUGCAAGUGCAAAGAUGGCUUUAAUGACAUCAAUUCUGCACGUCCAGGAAGAAAUUGUACACUAGACUUAGACGAGUGUUUAAUGCCUACCAACAAUGAUUGCCACGUGAAUGCCACGUGUUCGAACACAAUUGGCUCAUACACGUGCAAGUGCGAAGAUGGCUUUAAUGACAUCAAUUCUGCACGUCCAGGAAGAAACUGCAAACUAGUUUCGAGCGCUGGUCUACUUUGGUGGCACAAAUUGCUGAUCGCGCUUUGUGCAGCGUUGCUAUUAGUGAUAAUAAUUAUUACGUCGAUCUGUUGCUGUUGCUGUCGAAAGGACAGAAAACAAGACAGUAGAGAAAUGGGUCAUUUUGAUGCACAUGGUCGAUAUUAA
Messenger RNA from Owenia fusiformis, 1125 nucleotides. Lineage: Eukaryota; Metazoa; Annelida; Polychaeta; Sabellida; Oweniidae. The record is from the annotation of a GenBank genome assembly.